GUAAAGAUGACAUGUAUAAAUUAAGUGAGGAGGUCCACACAUUUGCCUUUGAUGUUGUCUUUGGACAAAUGAAAGGAUAUCUCACUAAUUUAUCUAUGAUGGAGAUUUGGAUGUCAAAGAGUGCUGGUGGUGCUUUGACCUCUGACCUGCCGACCUUCAGUCUGUCACCUCAAGAAUAUAUGACAAAGAUAGGUCAGUUUUUGAUGACACUACCACAGCAUUUAGAACCGUUUACUAUGGAGGAUAAUCAAGCAGUUUUGGUAGCCCUGAAAUAUGGCAAACUUCCAUAUACUGAUGAAACUGGAGACUUCAUAUAUAUUAUGAAGGAGGGAUCAUCAUUACCUGAACAUAUUGCUGAUUUGUGGCUCGAGUCAAUUGCAAGGGGUACAAUGCAUGUGCUGUGUGAAGAAAUAAUAAGAAUACAUGAGUUAUCUUCCCAUGGAACAAAACAACUUAUUACUGAUAUUGAUUACUUGUGUAACGUGUUUGAUGACCUCGGUAUCCAGGCAACAGAAACGCUGAAGAACAUUGAUUUAUUAUUGAAAGCGAACUCUGAAACAUUCCACGACAUUGCUGAGAAUAUGCCUCAGAGACUGUCACAUGCCAUAGGCAAUAUGAGACAUAUUGAUCUAUAAACUGUACCUGUAAUAAUUGACAUUAAACUGUUCACUACUAGAUAUGAGUGGUGAGGUUCUUAACAAUUAGAACUAGAAGAGUUUGAUGAAAAUGAAAACUCUUAAUGAAUUAGUUUUGAUUGGUGUGCAGCAUGGCUUAACUAUAUGUCUUUGGAAAACAUAUAUUUCUCAAGAGUUACCAACCAAAUAUCAACUGAAUGUUUGUCAAUAUGUAUCCUUAGACAUGUUGUUAAGUUGGUGUAAUUUGAUUAUUUUUGGAAGAAUAAUCGCCCGUUUGUUUUGGGGUCUUAUUUUUUAAAUAUACGAAUGUACAUCAUGCGUGGGCAAUAAACAAAAACUGGUUUUGUGACAGCUUGCUGUCUCUUUUUUUAUAAGGGAACAUAUCAGAAGUGAUGUAAAUUCAGAUCAAAUCUGUAUACAUAUAAAUAUGUAGUUAAUGCACUCAUUUUUUUCAUGCCAAUAUAUUACAUAUUUCAUAUUAGAACAGCUGAAUAUCACACUUGAAUUGCACUUAAUUGCUUUUAUUAGUAUAUAAUUUGGAAAAAAUGAGUUCUGAUAUUGUGAUAUACUGUACAGAGUUACAGAGUUAUUUAUUGUGCUUACUUAUUAACCAUUUAAAGGCCCAUUAUGCCUUAGAAAUGAAUAUUUAUUUUACUUCUUAACAUGAGUAUUAUAAUAUUUAGAUAAUGGUUUUAGAGCAUGCCAGUUUGUGACCUGAAAAAAAGUAGCGCUAAGGUAGCACUAAUUUUGAAAUUAUUUAUCAUAAAAGUAGCAAAAUGUAAACACAAUAGUAUUUUGACUUCCAUACAAAAAACUAAAUCACUAUAACUGUACUAAUUGACAAAAUGCAACGGAGGAAACAAUGGUUUAGAUAAUUGGCAAAUGAGUAAUUAUAUUUGGAAACUAUAGAAGUACACCAAAUACAAAAAAACUUUUGAGAAAUAAAAAUAAAAGCAUUUCUCAGGCAUAAUGGGCCUUUCAAGUUAUUUUUGUCUGAUAUAGUUAUAAGAUAUGGUUAUAUUGUUAUAUGAGGGAUUGUAAGUUAUAUCAUAAAUGUAAAUAUAUGGAACUGAAAUAAAUUGUUAAAAUUUAUGAAAGAA
This is a messenger RNA of Ruditapes philippinarum (Manila clam), 1735 nucleotides long. RefSeq names its product conserved oligomeric Golgi complex subunit 7-like. Gene Ontology annotation, biological process: retrograde vesicle-mediated transport, Golgi to endoplasmic reticulum; Golgi organization; intracellular protein transport. The record is from RefSeq and is a predicted model, not a curated record. NCBI's taxonomy places the organism in Eukaryota, Metazoa, Mollusca, Bivalvia, Venerida, Veneridae. Gene Ontology annotation, cellular component: COG complex.